AUGGCAAGGGGGGUUCCCUGUGCCCUGGUGCUGCUGCUGGCCCUGCAGUGCGGCUCUGGGUGGGCCGGGGAGUACUGCCACGGCUGGGCCGGCAGCCCCCAGCGCUGGCACCGCGGCUUCCAGUGCCCCGAGCGCUACGAUGGCCCAGAAGCCACACUGUGCUGUGGGACCUGCAGCCUGCGCUACUGCUGCUCGGCCAGAGAGGCCCGCCUGGACCAGGGCCGCUGUCCUGGUGACCAGCAACAGCCCAGCCCCAGGCCUCCAGUGCCAGUGCCCGUAUACCUGCCAUUCCUUCUCGUUGGGUCUGUAUUCGUGGCGUUUGUUGUUGGUGGUGCCUGUGUGGGAAUUUGCUGCUGCAAAUGCCUGAAAUCGCAGGAUGAGGGGCAGCAAAGUGGACUUGCACCUGGCCAGGCUUGGCUACUGGAACCUGAGCUCCCCUCUCGCCUCUCCAGCUCCAGUUCUGCCACCAGAAGCUCCCCGAGCAGCGGUCCUCAGGCCAGCAGCAUCUGCAUGACUCUAGCUCCGUCCCUGCCUGUUCUUGGGUUGGCAGAGGAUGCUCACUUCUUAAAUCCCCCACCUACUAGUGGGCAGCUCUUGCACCCUUCCCAUGCUAACCACAGAAUACCAACUGAUCACAUCGCAAUAAUGGCUCCAGCAUUUCCACCUUUUCUUAAAAGAACAAUUUAUGGACACGGUGCUAACACAACCCCUCUUGGGGUAACACAUGGUGAUCAAAUUAUGUACUCGGGAGUUCAUGUCUGA
This is a messenger RNA of Mesitornis unicolor (brown roatelo), 762 nucleotides long. Its product is annotated as protein shisa-1-like. Bases 1 to 762 code for a protein of 253 amino acids. The transcript has 2 exons. NCBI's taxonomy places the organism in Eukaryota, Metazoa, Chordata, Aves, Mesitornithiformes, Mesitornithidae. The record is from RefSeq and is a predicted model, not a curated record.